Messenger RNA from Dibothriocephalus latus, 771 nucleotides. The record is from the annotation of a GenBank genome assembly. Lineage: Eukaryota; Metazoa; Platyhelminthes; Cestoda; Diphyllobothriidea; Diphyllobothriidae.
AUGCAACUUACGGUGGAGGAGGAAGAGGAAGAGAAUAACCAGCUGGUCUUCCAUGAUGUUCACGUCUGUUGUAAAGAUUUUGGUGGCCUAAAGACCAAGGUACUCAGGAGAACGACAAACACGAUGCAAAUUCAACAUCGACUACUCGAUCAGCCACAAACUCAGUUGCCCAAGGCGCCAUAUCGGCAUGUUGAGACGCAUUGCAAUGAACCAGAAAAAAACUUGCCGAAAUACAAUAUGUUCGACGGGUGUUCACAGAAAACUGCUACCCGCGCAAAUUCGUCAACCGGUGCUUGCGCAAACGAAAUGGGCAACAAAAUCGCACCGACCCCAAAUUUUGGCGAGCGAUCCCUUGGAGUCACGCACAGGCCGGAGGCAACCAUGAGGCGUCACACAAUGAAACCGAAAAACCUACUGCCACGGCAAGAAACGUCUGGAGUCAUCUAUAGGAUCUGGUGCAGUUGCGGACAAAGCAACUUCAUCGGAGAAACUGACAGACUUCUCAAGACGCAAAUUGCCCGACAUACGGCAGCAGUGCAGCGAAAUAAUGCCAAUUCCGAAGUUGCGGCUCAUUCGACGAGACCCGGCCACACAUUCAAAUCUGAUGAGGCCGAAAUUCUCACAAGAGGUGAUAAUCGUGUGCGCCGAGAAUUACUUGGGUCAUGGUUCACGGGCUCCCAGUCCAUAAACAAGUGCAACGACUUGUCUAAUCCAUAUUCAGUGCUGAGGCUCAAUUUGGCCAUAGGCAGUCGCUACUUGGGGAAUGCAUAG